AAUAAAAUAAAACUACCAUUUGCGUUUUCAAAACUCUAACUGCUUCUUCUGUUUCAGUCUAAAUUAGCUCGCCACCACGCCAACAUGACUUCAGUUUUAUAUACAAUUCUCAGAAAGUGUUUCAAGCUUUAGUUUUUUCGUUCUAUCUGCUAAGUUUUUCUGCUAUUUCAUUUCUCAUUUUCUUAGUUGUUAUAGUUUUGAUCGAUGGACGGGCAUUGGAAGUUCGGUGGAUUACAAGUUUUGCUUAUUGUUCUCGUUUCUCGUAGUCUGUGUUCGUGUUGGUCGUUGAAUGAUGAAGCAGGUUUGGCGUUGUUGAAGUUGAGAGAGAGAGUGGUGAGUGAUCCGUCUGGUGCUUUAAGGAAUUGGAAGAGUAGUGGUACGGAGGACCAUUGUUCUUGGUUUGGCGUUGAGUGUUCUGAGGGCAAAGUUGUCAUUCUGAACUUGAAAGAUCUUCGCCUUGAAGGAGCAUUGGCACCUGAGCUCAGAAGAUUGACUCAUAUAAAGUCUAUUAUUUUGCGCAACAACUCUUUCACUGGAAUUAUUCCUGAAGGAUUUGGACAGCUGAAGGAAUUGGAGGUGUUGGACUUGGGCUACAAUAACUUUAGUGGACCACUUCCAUCUGAUCUUGGCAUCAAUGAGUCACUGGCAAUCCUUUUACUGGACAACAAUGAACUUCUUGGUGGCCUAUCUCCUGAAAUUUAUGGACUUCAAAUGAUAUCAGAAAGUCAGGUAGAUGAAGCGCUCCUGUCUCAUGCUGCCAAAAAAGGAUCAUCUUGCAGCAGAAGAUUCAUUUCUUGGAAUAAUGUCCAAAAUGAAGAUGUUGUUCGUAGGAUACUGCUGCAAGAUGUACCCAGAAUUGAUUUUAGUGGUACUUAUGGUGGAACUGCACCACCUCCUGCAGAAUCUCCGUUAAAAGCUCCUCUUCCACCUGCUUCUGUUACUCCAUCAGAUAAUACCACUAACGAUUUUCCUGCUCCACCUCCUCUUCCUUCCCCACCUCCUCUUCCAUCCCUAAUUCCUUCAUCAUUUCCAAGCUCCUCAAAAUCAGAAAGGAGUUAUUCAAAGUCUGCAAUGCUGGGUGGAAUCAUUGGGGGCACCAUAUUGCUCCUCAUUUUAAUCAUAGUCAUAUAUCUCUACAGAAGUCACAAGGUGAAAAUCAUUUAUAAGGGUAUCUCUGGUGCCAAUCAAUUGAACACAAACAAUCGAGCAGUGGCUGAAAAGAGGAGACUUUCAGAAGGCGUUCCAAAGCUUAAGAGAUCUGAGCUUGAAUCAGCUUGUGAAGAUUUCAGUAAUGUAAUUGGUUCUUCACCAAUUGGUAUGGUAUACAAAGGGACAUUGUCCAGUGGAGUUGAAAUAUCUGUUGUCUCUGUUGAAGCUGCAUCAGCCAAGGAUUGGUCAAAGAAUUUAGAAGUACAGUUUAGGAAGAAGAUUGUCUCAUUAUCAAAAGUGAACCACAAGAAUUUUGUCAACCUUAUUGGGUAUUGCGAGGAAGAGGAAACUUUCACUAGAAUGAUGGUGUUUGAAUAUGCUCCUAAUGGAACUCUUUUUGAACAUCUACACAUUAGAGAGUCCGAGCACUUAAACUGGGGAAUGCGCAUGCGCAUUGCAAUGGGCACAGCAUACUGCCUAGAGUAUAUGCACCAGCUAAACCCGCCCAUAGCUCACAACAACUUGAACUCUUCGGCUGUCUACCUCACUGAGGACUUUGCAGCCAAAUUGUCUGACUUCAGCUUCCAGAAUGAGAUAGCUGCUUCUGAAAUGGGAACAGCUAAAAAAGAGCUUUCAGAUACACCAUCAGAAUGUCUAAAAAGUAAUGUGUACAGCUUUGGCUUAUUAUUAUUUGAGAUGAUGACGGGCAGGAUGCCGUACAUGGUAGAAAAUGGUUGUCUUGAAGAUUGGGCUUCAGAUUAUCUGAUAGGGGAUCAGCCCCUUAAAAGUACAGUCGAUCCAAUUCUACACACUUUUGAAGUGGAGCAGCUGGAGAAUAUCGGUGAAUUGAUAAAAUCUUGUGUCAAUCCCAACCUAAAACUGAGACCAUCAAUGAGAGAUGUCACUGCAAGACUCAGAGAUAUUACUGGAAUUACUCAAGACGUAGCAAUCCCCAGGCUUUCUCCUCUUGGGUGGGCAGAGCUCGAGAUUUUGUCCACAGAUGCAGUCUAGAACAUGAAAUUUUCACUGUAAGUAUGAGAACUUCAAAUUUUAUCCUCCUCUUUGUUGACUCUAGGUCGAUAGUUCUUGUAUCUAUUGUAGGCCAAUGAAAUGCUAGUUGUACAAAUCCGUGGAAAUUUGGUAAAUCUUCCUUGUUUGGGUUCUCUCUCUCUCUCUCUGAAUUGUCUGUGAAAAUGUAUAAGAAAAUUACAUUACACCAUUCUUAUUUUACUUACCAUAUGUUGAAAUGAUCAAUCAACAUAAUGCCAAUC
Molecule: messenger RNA, 2420 nt
Organism: Mangifera indica (mango)
Lineage: Eukaryota; Viridiplantae; Streptophyta; Magnoliopsida; Sapindales; Anacardiaceae
Product: probable inactive receptor-like protein kinase At3g56050
Exons: 10
Coding region: 205-2160 (651 amino acids)
Biological process (GO): protein phosphorylation
Molecular function (GO): protein binding; ATP binding; protein kinase activity
Source: RefSeq, a predicted model, not a curated record